UACGAGCUUAUCUUGCUUCGCUAUCCCUCGUUCAGUAUCGAAGAGCAAAGUUUUAGCGCAAUGGCGAUGGAGAACCGAUUGGCUACGCGUCGUGAGGGGGCAGCUCCUGGCUCGAACCUGCCGCGAGCUGGAGGCGUGGCUGAGGACAACGACAACGAAGAUGAGAAAGUGUACUACGGCUUCGGCGUGUUCAUGGGCAUGUCAUUGUCUGAUCUCAAGGCGAUGAAGGACGAAUUCGUGGAGCAGCAGGCGAUGACGGGUGGCGCUCCGCGACGCAAUCUUCCUCCGUCCGCUGUGGUGGAUGGACGCGCGCACCGCGUUGAAGACGAUGGUAAUGGCUACGAGCACCAGGAGGACGUGCGUAUGGCACUGCCUCACGCGCAGCAGCAGCAGCAACGCAUGAACGGCUUUAAUGGUCAGCGCGGCGGCGAGGGCCAGUCCCGUGAAUUCGCCGGUGAGCGUGCGAGGUAUGGUCAAGAAGCGCCUGAUGCUGAGAUGGAAGAGGAUGCAGACAGCGAUGGCUCGGACGAGUUCGGGAAGUCGCACUCGCUAAACUUUAUCCUGCACUGAGGACUGAGGUGAUGAAGGCUUAGGCAGGAGAGAAAGGUUCAUGUAAUAUAUAGAGGGGGUUCGCACCACUCACGACGUUAUUUCUUUCGGUGAUCAUCGCCAAGUACGUCAGCAUCUCCCUCCUCUUCAAUUACACUU
Phytophthora infestans T30-4 is the source of this 708-nucleotide messenger RNA. RefSeq lists its product as uncharacterized. The record is from RefSeq and is a predicted model, not a curated record. Bases 61 to 570 code for a protein of 169 amino acids. NCBI's taxonomy places the organism in Eukaryota, Oomycota, Peronosporomycetes, Peronosporales, Peronosporaceae. The transcript has a single exon.